This is a messenger RNA of Leptinotarsa decemlineata (Colorado potato beetle), 849 nucleotides long. Its product is annotated as trypsin-1. NCBI's taxonomy places the organism in Eukaryota, Metazoa, Arthropoda, Insecta, Coleoptera, Chrysomelidae. Gene Ontology annotation, molecular function: serine-type endopeptidase activity. Gene Ontology annotation, biological process: proteolysis. The record is from RefSeq and is a predicted model, not a curated record.
AUAAUUCUGUACGUAUUUUACUGCUAUGACGACGGUGAUUAAUGUCCUCAAGCGUACCAAUUUCAAUUUUUCAUUUACCAAGGCCGUUUCCUGAAGAAAAUUCUCAAGCAUAUCACCUUCAUGCACGCCACUGGGUAAUAUUGACCACUUUCAUUGUUGAAAUGCAAUCUAAUCACUCUCUCUUGUGCGGGUCGCGAUCGAGGGGUAUCCUGAGAAAUUCAGAAUCUAGUUGGCACGAGAAACAAGACAUGUCAGUGCUAUGGGCACCAGUGCGUCGCUCAAACUGCUGUUACUCUCCGAAGUGCUGCACUUCUGUGGGUCAAUGUCGUCCUCGCACCAAGAAUGUGGUCGGACUUUGAGGAGGUCAAGACAACCCAGACUAGGGAUGGUCGGACGAAUUAUUCAUGGCAAGCAGAGUGUUAGAGGAGCUUGGCCUUGGCAAGUUUCGCUGCAGCUGCUGCAUCCUCAAUUCGGAUUUUUGGGGCACUGGUGCGGAGGCGUGAUGAUAUCCCCCGAAUGGUUAUUAACUGCCGCUCACUGUAUCAACAACGACCUUUUCAAUCUCCCCCUGGCCGCCUUGUGGACCGCCGUCGUCGGGGACUGGGACAGAGAAGUCGAGGAAAAAUCCGAAGAGAGGAUCCCGAUCGAAGAAGUGAUAAUGCAUGAACGAUUUCACAAUUUCCAACAUGACAUCGCUCUGAUGAAAUUGGUCCGGCCCAUCAAAGUUUCUAGGGAAAGCAGAGUCCGGACAGUUUGUUUACCCUUGAAGAGACUGCUCCACAACCAGACUGACUUCUGUGUUGCUACAGGGUGGGGCAGAGCAUCGGAGGACAGCAUGCUAGCUGGAAG